This is a messenger RNA of Lethenteron reissneri (Far Eastern brook lamprey), 2378 nucleotides long. RefSeq names its product mucosa-associated lymphoid tissue lymphoma translocation protein 1 homolog. The record is from RefSeq and is a predicted model, not a curated record. Gene Ontology annotation, molecular function: cysteine-type endopeptidase activity. NCBI's taxonomy places the organism in Eukaryota, Metazoa, Chordata, Hyperoartia, Petromyzontiformes, Petromyzontidae. Gene Ontology annotation, biological process: proteolysis.
CUUCCCCCCCUCCCACUCUUCGUGUCUCUAGCUGCCCCUGGCUGCCCCUCGCUGCCCUUCCCGCCCGUGAGGGUGUCCCAUGGAGCUGAGUGACGCGGCCGGGCUGGACGGCCUCUCCCCGGGAGUCGCUGCGCGGCUCUGCGCGCUCCUCGACGCGAACGGGGGCCGGGGCUGGCGAGGCCUCGCCCGCGCUCACAGCCUCCGGGAGGACGAACUGGAGAUCGGCGAGCCGGGCCCCUCGGCGCGCCUCCUGUCGGCUCUGGGGGCCCGCGGGGUGCGGGUGUCCGAUCUGGCACGGGCCCUGGGGGCCAUGGGACACGACGACGCGGCCAGGGCCCUCGGGCAGGAACCGGUGUUUGUGGAGUGGUGCUCGGAGUCACAGCAGGCCUGGCGGGGAGAGUCCGUCACUCUGGGGUGCCUUGCACGUGGCAACCCUCCACCACGGUUCACCUGGUUCCACGGCAAACACGAGAUCCCGGACGCCGUGGGCCCUGAGCUGCUGCUGGCGUCCGUGUUGCCGCGUGACGCCGGUCACUACACAUGCCGCGUUCACAACGAAGUCAGCUACGGCUUCACCGACUGGAUCAGGCUGAGGGUGCUGGGCGACCAAACGACGCCAGGUCAUUGCCACGAGAAAAGACCUGGUCCUGUGGAGCACUCGGAGGCCACGGGGGCCACGCAGGCCUGGGGUCCCCAGAGCCCCUCACAGUCGCCCUUCUUACCCCUCGAUGCGGAGUCAAGUUCCUUCCAGACCACGUUUUAUGCAACGGAGAAGGUGGCGCUGGUGAUCGGCAACUUGAGUUACCGAAACCACACCGCCCUCCGCGCCCCCCUGGUCGACGCCCGUGACCUCACGUCGUUGCUCCGCGUGCUCGACUUCCGGGUCGUGACCCUCAUUGACCUCGACCUCCAACACAUGCGGCUGGCCGUGGCGCGAUUCCUUGAGCUGCUGGACGAGGGCGUGUACGGUCUGCUCUACUUCGCGGGUCACGGCUUUGAGAACUAUGGGCAGAGCUAUCUGGUCCCCGUGGAUGCGCCGAGGCCCUACCUAAGCGAGCACGCGCUCAGCGCUACCACCAUCCUGCGGGGCAUGCAGGCCCGGCGCACCGGCCUCAACGUGCUGCUGCUCGACAUGUGCCGCAAGCGCAACGUGCAUGAGUGCACGGUGCCACCCGUGGAGACACUGGAGGUGACGGCCAACAUCGUGUUUGGAUACGCCACCUGCCAGGAUGCAGAGGCCUACGAGCUGGACGUGGGUCCAGGGGAGAAGGCCGGCGUGGCAAAUGGCCUCUUCAUGCGCUUCCUCAAGGAGCGGCUGCUGGAGGACCGCAAGGUGACGGCGAUGCUGGAUAGCGUCGCCGAAGACAUGGGCCGCUGUAACCUGGCACGCGGGAGGCAGGCGCUGGAGAUCCGGAGCAGCUUGUCUGAGCGGCGUGCCCUCACCGACCCCCGCAGACCUGCCCAGGGCUUCCCUGCGCGCUCCAUCUACCAACGCUGGGCGCAGGCGCACGAGCUACCCCCCAACCGCACGCGCGAGUUUGACUCGGGCUGCCUUGUGCACCUGGGCUUUGCUGCCGAGUUCUCCAACGUACUGAUGAUCUACGCACGCGUCCUGGAGCGCGGCGCCGGCGUGGUCUCGUGCCGCGCAUAUGUCACCGACCUGCCGGACGAGCUGGAAGUGGAUGCUAAGAUAAGCAAUCUGAGUAGCCUGGAGGUGUCCGGCAGCGAGGGAUCGGUACCUCACCGCCCGGCAGAGCCGUGCUUCUCCACACGUGUCACAGGACUGCAGCACCUGCGGGGAUCGCUGACCUUCUCCAUAGUCCUCGAAUGCCACUAUGGGGAGAUGGACAUGAUGGAGACUUGGCCCCUGGACAUCGGCACUCCGCUGGCCGCCCAGCUUGGCUCCGCAUUGCCACCGCACACGCCGAACCUCACGCUCCCUGCGUCCCCCAUCUCGCCGCUCGCACGGCCGGCUGCUCCCUUCGCCGACUGUGCCAUCAGGUCCCCCUCCCUCCCGUCCUCAGCGGGGUUUGGGGUGGCUAAAUCACCCAGUCGCACGGAAUCAUGGAGCUGGGGUUCGUACGAUCAUCGCCACGCCGGUCUUGUGUCAUCACCACUGCCGCAGUCACCGCUGUCGAAUGCACCGUCCCCACCGCUGGGAUGUAGCAUGGCGGCUAUCCGAGUCGAGGGACGGUGAUGGUUGAGGCUGGACCGCAACCCUCGCCGCACGUCUCGCGGUCAGGGCCAGUACUCAGGAAGACUUGGGGUGGGCCCUAGUGGGUCAUGCCCCACCUUUUGCCCAUCCAGGUUCACUCUCCUUGGCGGUGAAUCAUUGCUAUGGUGUCUCCCACAUGACAGCUCUUCUGCCCCCCCCCCCU